Molecule: messenger RNA, 3655 nt
Organism: Rubroshorea leprosula
Lineage: Eukaryota; Viridiplantae; Streptophyta; Magnoliopsida; Malvales; Dipterocarpaceae
Source: the annotation of a GenBank genome assembly
UUUUUCCCUGUACUGAUCUUUUGCUUGAUAUUCUCUCCAAGCUUUGGAGUUUGAAGAAGUAAAAGCGGAAAAAGGCAUUGGGAUUGUAAGACGAGUUAGAUUUUCCGUGCUGUCUUUCUGCAACGCAUCUCUUCGCAGCUGAUCUCAGAUUUUCUGCUUCGGUUUCAGUGGCCGGUGAACCGCCGACAAUUGGAGUUUCUGGUAGUGAGCGGCAGCUUGGUUCUGCAUUUCCGGUGAUUAUUCUGGUCAAGUUUCUAUGGGAACUGAGUCAGAAUUCCCAGCAAAAACGAUCUGCUGCGCUUAAAACCUGUUUUGUCCAUGGACCAUCAUUUAGAGCCUAAAAGGAAUUCAAGAGAUCAACAAUGUGGAACUACUGAGAAGAUUAUGCUGCCCCAAGCAAGCAAUAGGGGCAAUUCACGAGGCAGGUUCAAACAAGAAAAGCAUAAUCUGUCUGAUGCUGAUCUCCAUCGUGAAAUUACUAAAAGUACCAGUGAUGUCUCACCAAAAUCUUCAUGUAAUUACCAGAAGCACCAUGCUGGUAUGAAGGCAAAUGAAGAUGAUGAGCUUGUCAAGUACAUGUCAAGUUUACCAAGUUAUCUGGAGAGAGGUAAAAACCCCCAGGAGAAAGUUUUAAAUGUUGGGGUCCUUGAGUGGGGACGGCUAGAAAAGUGGCAAUAUAGCCAUAAGCAGGUCUCACAUCGAAGCAGUAUAUCUUCACUCUCUAAUAGCAACACAUCCUCUUCUUUCUCCACAGAUGAUUCAUCUGCACAUUCAAGCAGAGGUCAUAGCUGUUCUCCGACCCAUCAGUGGGCGCGCCGGCUUCCAUUGCAAUUUCAUCUGAUGUCAUCUCCCAAAGAAGACAAUUUGCAUGGUGGUAAACCAUUAGGGGACGGUGUUGGAAAGCCACAAGAUCUCAAGGCUGCUGACGGCAACACCUUCAAUGGUCAGGCAAAAUUCAUUGGAGCAGAUAAAUCUUCUAUUAGAAACCAUCCUGCAAUCAAACCAGAACAGUUCAGAGGGAAAGAUACACGCUCAAGGAUCAAAUCAGAAUAUGGAACUUCAGAUGGAGUAAAUUCUAAAGUAAACAUUGCGAGGCAAGAUGGAAAAUCUAUGAACAAAGAGGAGAAGCUUCAGAAAGAGAAUCUAGAUGACCUUAAGCAAGAUUUUUCUGGAAAAGGGAAAACUGUUGUGCUUCUUCAGCCAAGAGAUUUCCCCAAAAUGAAUGAUUCUGGAGCAUCUGGACUUUCUGAUCCAACAACAAACACAAGUCAGCAGAAGGCAGCACCCAGUCAGAGGAGUGUUGCAGAGAAAUUGAGUGAGGCUAACCAUGAUAAGAGCAAUUCUAAUCUUUCACAUUCAUGCCCACUUCCACGUGAAGUUGAUGGCAGAAAUCUUCCUCGGAUAAAACCUGUAGAUGCAAAGAAUAUUGAAUUUUCAUCUGAAAUGUCUUGUUCUGCACUACAUUCAGCAAAGACAGGAUGUAGUGCUGCUAGAAGCAGAAAUCUAGAAGGGAGGGUUGCUUCUGUGAAGCCUGUUGUGAAUGAGCCUCUCAAAGGAUCAGAUCUGAGGGUGAGCAAGGUGGCACCUGAAAAAGUAAGAAGCACUUCUCCCUUCCGUUUUGUGAAGCCUGCUGUGAAUGAGCCUCUCAAAGUGUCAGAUCUGAAGGUGAGCAAGGUUACACCUGAAAAAGUAAGAAGCACUUCUCCUUUCCGUCGCUUUAGUUUUGGUAUUGGUAAGACAAGUAAGAGUUCCAGCUCCAGAGAUACUUCUGCAGUACCUCAGUUGAGCCCAGUGUGUACUUCUGCCAAAUGUGAUUCAGAGAUCCCUGUUGCUUCUCACCAUGCUAGUACCUAUGGUGAUAGAACGAAUGCUGCAAGUAAAGGGAGGUCGAGCCCUUUGAGAAGAUUGUUGGACCCACUGUUGAAGCCAAAGGCAGUGAGUUGUUCUAAUGUUGCUGAGUCAGUAGAGAAACGCUCAAUAUCAACUGAAAGGGCCCGUAAAUCAUCACAUGGACUAGCACUUUCUUCAACUACUAGUUUGUCAUCAGGGAAAGUGAAAUCAGAAACAACCAGUACCAGAUGUAGCACAGUGAAUGUCAAUGAUUCAUCUGAAUACAAUAAACAUGGAUCAUCAGUAAUUCAGGCUCUUCUAAGAGUUCAAUUUAAGAACGGCUUGCCUCUUUUUACAUUUGCAGUUAAUAAUGGGAGUGACAUUCUUGCAGCCACUAUGAAGAUGUUUAGUGCCCCAAGCAAGGACAACCAUGGUUGCAUUUUUACAUUCUUUUCCAUUCCAGAAGUCAAGAAAAAGAAUGGAAGAUGGAUAAAUCAAGGAGGAAAGGGUAAAGGUCAGGACUAUAUCCCAAAUGUAGUGGCCCAAAUGAAGGUUUCUGGUUCUGAUAUUUCACAUUUGCCAAGACAGAACUGCAUUGAUCAGUUCAGGGUUAGAGAAUUUGUUCUUUUAGGUGUGGAUCUAGGACAGGCAAAUCAGCCAACAUCUGAUUUCCAGCAAAAAGAUGAGCUUGCAGCUAUUGUUAUGAAGAUCCCAAAAAGAAUUACUAAAGGUUCAAGCAGAGAUGGGUAUCAGACGGAUAUGCAUAAUGACUCACAACAGGCUGGGUUAAAAGACUGUCUGCCUGAGGUGAAAUUUGAUUCUAGUUUUGUUAAAAAUACCCGGAAUAGCCUUUUUCUUGGUCAUCAAGAUAUUGAUACUACAGUCAUACUUCCAAGCGGUGUGCAUAGCCUGCCAAGUAAAGGAGGACCUUCAUCAUUGAUCCAACGGUGGACAGCAGGCGGAUCAUGUGAUUGUGGUGGUUGGGACUUAGGUUGCAAGCUUAAGGUUCUUUCCAAUGGGAAUCAACUCAGCCAGAGACCUGGUUUGACAAAAAGUUCUGAGGAUGCUGAUCCAUUUGAACUUUUCUUUGAGGGUGGACUACAAGAGAACAGGCCUUUCUUCAGCAUGGCCCCUUUCAAGGAUGGAAUCUAUUCAGUUGAGUUCAAUUCAUCACUUUCACAUAUGCAAGCAUUUUCCAUUUGUAUAGCUGUUUGGGACAGUAGGAGAUUUUGUGAGCUUUCCGGAUCAAUUAAUUCAUUUGAAGAAAGAACUUCACUGGAGACCAUAUUAGUGCAAAAUGAAGGAACAAAGGCUCCUAAUCCGACUGAAGGAGAGAGUCCUGGAAGAUAUGUGUCAUAUCCACCCAAUAUCUCUCCAGUUGGAAGAGUCUAGCUUCACAGUGCAAAAGAUCCUGUAAUUACUCUAGGCCAUGAAGAUAAGUACAUCUCUGGUUUGAUGGAGAUCCUGCGCUACCCUUUCACAUUUGCCUGGGGCUUGCCACAAUGGUAGGAACAGGUUCUCCCUAGAGCUUUUGGUCAUUGUAUUUUUCAUUUACUUUUGAUUUUACUUUGGACAAUAGAAGCCAUAUUUAACUCUACUAGAGAUGUCUUCAAUGUAAGUGUGCAUAUUAUGAGUGAUUUAAUAAGCUUUUUAUGAGUGCAUUUAUUCAUGUAUCAAAGCCAAUUGGUUCCCAUACAUGGAAGGUUUUUUCUCAACUGGCAUGGGACACAUAUUUUGGCUAGAUAAGCUCAGGCGACUUUGGGAAUGGUUUUUAGUUUUUCCAUGCUCCAUUCAUGGCCCAUUUUAAUAAGCUACAAAUGUUGCA